Suillus bovinus is the source of this 1252-nucleotide messenger RNA. RefSeq lists its product as uncharacterized. The coding region runs from base 263 to 913 and encodes 216 amino acids. The transcript is spliced from 6 exons. The record is from RefSeq and is a predicted model, not a curated record. Lineage: Eukaryota; Fungi; Basidiomycota; Agaricomycetes; Boletales; Suillaceae.
UUCCGAAAUAUGUCCCCGCUCUCCACUUUCUUCCCGUGACUUUCGCUCUUACGCCUGACUAUUGCGCAUAUACAAGUGAACCGUUGACAUAUAGAGGUCUUUGCAUUAGCGCGUACAGUGUACGCAGUUCCUCCAUUCUCCGGCAUACGCUCCCAAUUUCCCCCCUCCACGGAAUUGGACUACAGAAAAAUUGGACAUUUAUACCCGCUGAAAAUACGUUUCUCCCCCCACUGCAGUGUCUCAUCCCCCCGCCAUCAAACUCAUGGGCUCUCCGAGGAAAGAUUCUAGUUUAAAGGGCAUUAAUGACAGUGGAGAUGCGCCUCGCCGAACUGUAGGCGAAAUUGCGAGAGAGAAAAGGCUACGUGACGACCCGAUGGCAGAGGUUCUUGGCCCACUCUUCGUCACCUGCAAACGCUGUGGAAACCGUAUAAAACUAUCCCCGAAGAGUCUGUAUGAUCCUUUCCAUUGGCUGAAACACCGCGAACGUUGUUUGAAGAAACCGGUCGGGGGUACCCGUGCCACCAGUCGUCCUUCGAGGGAAAUAAUAGUUGAACAAAGAUCCCCUGCUUCAUCGUCUAAUACAGACCCCGACAAUCUCACACCACCACCUUCAUUGACUCCGAAUGACGAUCGACAGGGGAUUCCUGCCGUUGUAAAAGAAAGCUCGUCUUCACCUGAGCCGGAGGAGGUGGUCAUGGACACCUCAACGAAACUUGAUGACUUGCCUCUGGUAGAUCAUGGACCCUGGCAAUCUUGGUCGUGGUCUGAUUUGAGACUUCCAGCCUGGUUGGUAGAUAUCAAUCAUAUGCAUGAAGACGACGGCGACGACGACGAGCCUCCUCGAGUAACCAUAAUAGAGCGCGGCUCAACUCCAACUCUGCAUCCGGGCACGCAUCCUCAAGACAACUCCUGAAAUCAUAUCAUAUACCGUUGUUGUAUCACAUCUAUGUGUUAUAAGUGCUCUUAUUGCUUUGUUUUCUCCAUUUGCAUCACCAGUACUUUACCAUACGCAUAUAACUAGCUACCACAUUUGCCCAUACCAGCAUACCACAGUAGCCAGCAUUAAUUUACGCAUUCUAUGAUCUUCACUACUAUUAUUAUGGAUAGCAUUUCUUCUUAUCCAAGUCUAAGUAUUUCUUGAUAUAAUUUCAUGGUCUUGUGCGGGGGGCUGAUGAAUGCCGCUCUGUAGAAGAUAAACUAUCGCAGAAUCUUGGCUUGCUCGAGAACCUCUGGAUAAUUAUCAGUAUUAUUU